GUGAGUUCGGAAAAAAGCAGGUGAGCUCGACGACAAGCUCACCUGCUCUAAACCAAUCAGAAAGCCGCUUUUAACACAGGUAUGGGAUAAGACUAUUGUUCUCAACUAUUAUUUGGUUACAGUAACUUCAAAGAGCCUAUUGUAGGCAUUGUAGAACGGUCUAACACAGUUCACUCCCCCCUGUCAAAUACCGGUAAAUCAAGAACAGAACCAGUUUUAGAAUUACCUGAACAAUUCCUGGUACUCACGUAUUAAAUGCGCGUGUACUGCUGCAUUGAGCUCAGUUCCGGCUACACUGAAGAGACGCACAUAUCGCAGUUAUCUCGGUUCGUGUUAGUGGUGAUCUGGAAAACGUGGAAAGUUAUAUCAGGAAUAACGUGUAGAAAGUUGCCAAUUACCUCUAGGUAAGCGAUACGUUUUACUUGAGAUUGUUUAGAAAGUUGAACCAGCAUUUGCGUUUAUACAAAAGGUUAGGUACACCUAUAGUCUUGUAAGUUAAACUGCAUCGAAGAACGAGAACGAAUGAAUAUGCAAGUAUGUAAAUUUUUCAUUGAAAUCGCGAAAGCUGAUUGGUUUGCAUAUUUAAACACGUACGAACAGACCAAAGUGAACGAACGAGUGAACGAAUGACAAGCUGGGAUGAGCCGAACUAUGGGAGAUACGUUACAACCCAUACGAGGCAACCUACGGCUACGGGCACGUCUUGUUACACUUUGUCAAGUUUAAACUCAAAUAUCUUGCGAGUUUUUCUGUCACCAUUUAUAGGCUAACCUCUAUGACAUUCGUAGUACUGCAUAUCACCAUUAUUACUAUAUUAGUCGUUGGUCGUCUAUGACUAUGGUCAUGCAUAAACAGCUACAAAUUAUACAUGCUUAACAAUGUUUCCCACUAAUUCGAAUGAAUUGAAUUGAUUCCUAUGUACGUGCCAAAUAUUCAUACAUUCUGCUGCCUUUGGUCAUUUCAGUGUGCUAAACAACUAUUGGACAUAUCAUAAAUUAAAAUGUCAUCUCAGUCUACGUAUCGUAUCGUAUCGUAUCGUAACGAACAGGAGAAAUAUUAAAAUGUUUGCACCAGCGCUUUUAUUGUUUGGAACUCUCUUAAGGAUAGAGCCGAACAAAUAACCUACGCCAGCUGAAACAAAACACACAAUGACAAUGUGGACUGUCUAAACUGUAUAAAAGCCGAAAUCAUGCGCAUAUACGGAACUUGCACUGAUUUAGUUAUUUUCAUACUCAUGGAAAUUGCUUCAUAAGAAUAGAAAUAUUUUUGAAUAUAUAUAUUUGAAAUAUUUUUUAGGCUGGGGUCUUUUGAAAGUAAAGAAAUGCUGGUCACGCAAUUCUCCAGUUAGGCUGUGCAUUGCAGGCCAUACAGUUAGCAUGCAACGUUCACAUUGUUUUGAUUUAUUUCACAUUCAAACGAACUAUUUUUCGCUAACUGAAAACUAAUAGAAAGCGUUGAGUUGAACGAAUGUAAACGGUAUACAGUCGUGAGUCGUUCAGUUAAUGAGGCCAUUCGUUCGUUCUCAUUCUACGGUGCAUGUUAACUAUUGCACAACCUUAGCAUUCCAUGAUUCCAAACAAAUGUCGGGCCAUGUCGUGUCAGUUCAGUAUAUCAAAGCUGAUACUACAACGAAAUAUAGAAUAGGUCAUUAGACGAAGAAUGAUUUCCAAAAAUUAGAUGAUGAAAAUGGAUUUUCAUCAGUUGGUUUAAGUAUGUGGUGCCUAUGUCAUAUGUUCUGUGAGAGGUCGACUCAGUUGAGUUUAGUCAAUAGCUAAAAUUGCAUUACGGCAAACGGUUAAAUAUCCAGUAAUAUUUAGUGUAGUUCCUGGUAAUUUUCCUGGUCCUGCGGUCUUUAUAUUGGUGAUCAUGCAAGCGGAACGGGUACUCGGAAUUGUUACGGGAAGCGUUGUUAUGUUUAGUAAUUUGUACGAUAUCCUUAUGGUAACUCUUGAUUACCGCAAACAAACUUAACAUUGUUUCACAGUGGACCCGAUACCACAGUCUAUUGCGAGACAACAGAAAAAGUAUGAUUUACUAUGAAUGUAUAGCGGUAUGGUUCACAUAUACCUGCGUAUGUCGGCGGGCUAUUGUCUUUAGCAGUUCAACAAAAUAAUUCACAAAAAAAUGUAUGCAUCAAAAGCUGUAAACAAUGCUAGUAAAGGCAUACCGCAGGCAUAUGUGAACCAGGCUUAUGAUCAGUAAAAUAUGUAGACGUCAUAACAUACUACUAAAGAAAAUGACGCUGCCUAUAUCUUUAUCUGCAGCAUGUAAGUUGUGUUGCUAGAUUCUGUGCAAAUAUUCUUGUAUUUGUUUCAUGUUCGUAUAUAAUCAUGAAAUUAGAUCUGCCGCAAGCUGUGACCCUUUGCCCUGGUUCCUGGAAUUUUCUAUCAAAAAGUAGUAUUACAUUUUAAAAACAGAUUAAUUUAAUAACCAUUGGGUUACGGAUCGUAUUAUCGUAUUCACUCAGCUUCUUCGAGUUUUAGUUUCACUUAAAAGUCGCUUCUCUCUCAAAUAAUUAAGUCGAGGGCCAGCUAGCGCUGGGCGUUUGUAUCUGCAGGUAGACUAAAAGUUACAAUUUUUAGACACAUAUAGAUAAAUCCGAUCUGUGAAAGUUUCGUACAAGUUCGACUCUGUAAACAAAAGCAGCUCGAUCGUCUUGGCGAAUCAUCAAUCUGUUUGCACAAUACACCGAACCGGGGAAGUACUUAGCCUUGACUGAAGACUUUCGUUUUCAAUAUUGGCUUUAGUGCAAUUUAUCUUGUUACAGGCGACGCAUUUACGGAAUCAUACAGUUAUAUUAGAUAAUAUAAAAGACCUUUAUAUGAUCACGUCAUCGGUAACAAGAUAAAGACUCUAGAGCCGAUAUAUCAAUCCCGAAAACGAGACUCUAUAGUCAAGUCUAUACUCAUCUGUCUUUCAUAUAAGUCGGGACAGUCAUAGGCUCGGUCCCAGCCAUUCCAUCUUGGGGGCUCUCUUGGAGGGAACGGCUGGGCAGUGCGUUCCGUGUCUGAUCACGUGUUAUUACUAAUUCCAAUAUGCGAUAUUUCUGCAUCAAUUAUAGAAUGUUUAUGGAUGAGUAAUAAAACAAGUCAUUAUUAAAUUAGCCAGAAAUGCUUGGCAGGUUGGAAUAAGAACGCGAUGAAUUGACUGAUGUAAAUUAGCAUCUGUUCGUGCUUGUUUUGUUUGUUCUACUGAAGUUGAAAAUGUAAAACGUCGCACGAAAAUCGCAGGGAGAACGCGGGAAUUGCUGGAAAAUGCUUGUGAUAUUUUGUGUAUUGCUAAAGAAACAGUGCCAUGCGAUAAAUAUUUGUGCUGUUCAUGCCUGAAACAAGUUAACAAGUGCACCAAACUAUAACAAGAAAUUGAAAAUUGUAAAAAUUAUCUCAGGAAAGUUUACUUAAGCGAGAAUGAGAGAUUUAAACCGUGUUUACCCACCGACGUAGGAACAUCUCCACAUGCAUACAGCACCCUCAAAGAAAUCGGCUAGGCCUUCAACUAUCGGCAACGUUAAACCCAAAAAACUUAUUUUUAAAGCGAACGAACUUCCAAAUGAGCAAACUCUGCAUCGAGAACUCAGAAGUCCAAUGCAAAAUUGCUACAAACGCUAUUAAGGAUCUGUCUCGUGUUCCAAAUCUAUAAUACGAGACAUGAUAAUAUAUAAUACGAGAGAUAAUUGUUAUAAUUAUUUAGCACCACGAUUUGCGGUGCUAGUAUUUUGAUUGGCUGAACGAAACAAUACGCACUGCAUGCAUGCGCCCAGCCGUUCCCUCCAAGAGAGCCCCCAAGCGGGAACGGCUGGGACCGAGCCUAGGACAGUCACGGUCAAGGCCGUUUUUCACUCCAACCGUAUCGAAGCGUACGUCGUUUCCUGAGCACUAGAGUGGAACUAUGACUUCGACACAAAAAAAAAUGCCACGUUACAGUUGAAGUGGAAAACGGUCUUUAAUUAAUUUGGGCGGCAAGGAAAAGAAAAAUACCAACCUCUGAUAUAUCAGUGAAACACAUGUCAUUCUGUUUCAAGCGACUAAAGAUGUUUCUUCGUUGGUUUUGCACUAUGGCCAUUAUUCUUGUUGGUCUUCAAUACAGCUAUGGUCAAAACGAGACAGUUUAUAUUUGUGGAGGUGUCGACGAUACGGAUGGUAGAACUGUCUGUGAAUGUAAGACGAACGUUUGUUAUUUCAAACUGAAUAUUGAACAUUACCAGGUAAUGUAGUAAAACUGGAACAAUAAAAUUUAACUCUCCCUGGAACAGUUUAACGAGAAUUAUUUAAAACUGACCAAGCUAUCCAGUGUAAAUAGAUUUAGUUCAGAUUUCUUCUUGUAGGAUUGGAACAAUACCUUGACUAAACCUGCAGCAACGAUAGUCUAAAAUUGUCAGUGCUAUCCAGCGUAAAUAAAGUUAGUUUAGAGGUUUCUCCUGUUGUAACACUGGAUCAAUAAGAGAUGAUCCUUACUAGACCUCUAAAGAGAACAGUUUAUAAACGAUAAAGCUAUCCAGUAUAAAUAAAGCUAGUUUAGUUUAGAUUUCUUCCUGUAGUAACAAUGGAUUUGUAACGGAUGGCCUUUACUAGACCUUUAUAGAGAAUAGUUUAGAACUAAUAGAGCUAUCCAAUUGAUCUGUUUAACCUAAAUUUGACAUUUUUAUCUUGGAAGACAUUCACAGCUUACUCCAAAGACGCGCCAAUAGGCACUCGAGGAAGAGUAUUCUUCAUAAAUGAUACUGGAGUACUGGAACCCACCAUGGAGAACCGCCAGACUUCGCCUUGUAACAACGUAUCCACCUGUACGCAGGCUAACACCGUAGAUGGGAAAAGCUAUCGAUCGUUUAUCAGCGUGAAUAAGAGAAUACCUGGACCUACUUUAAUAGUGCCCGAAGGUGCGACAGUGGUUGUUGAUGUCACAAACUAUAUGUUCACAGAAGAGACCUCGGUCCACUGGCAUGGUAUGCACCAGAGAAACACACCCUGGAUGGAUGGCGUGGGGUACAUUACACAAUGUCCAAUAGAGGCUGGUUCAAGUUUCCGCUAUAUUUUUGAAGCAACACCCUCCGGGACGUUCUGGUAUCACUCUCAUAGUGGCCCACAGAGAACUGAUGGAUUGUUUGGUGCACUCAUAGUUAAAGAGAACGCCAGGACUGCAUCCUGGAUUGCAUCCCGGUUUGCAUACUGGUAUUUGGAUGGUGUUAUGUUUGAAGAUCUACCAGAACAACACACUCUUUCAUUACUGGACUGGCAAAGAGAGUCGUCUUUAGAUCUGUUUGUUCAGAUUCAUUCCUCAUUGGGUUACUUCGAGGACACAGCCGUCGAUGAAAUACCAAGACGAAGAUUAACAAGGUUGAAGGGUUUUGUAGAUGAAAAUUUCGAUUGUCAAUUUUUAUUAGAUAGACCUAACCAGGAACAGUUGAAAUAUUAUUAUAUUUAUAUGCAACUAUAAGUGCUCUGUCAGAAAUCAAUACUGCGGCCCUGCGAUCCCGGUGAAGCGCUCAAACCACUGAGAUACAGAGGCCAACUGCCGAGUUGUAACAGUGAACUCUAAUAAGACAGGAACGAUAACUCAGGUAAACAUGCCCAUACUUGCCUGAAGCCAACCGUGCAAGGAAAUUGCACUUUUAAAAGGACUAAGGAGAGUUUCGAGGAGUGGGUCAGUGGGAUGUGGGAAAUUCAGUCAAAGUUUUAUAUUUUCGACGAAAAUGAGCAAGAAAAGUCGUUUUUCAUCAAAAGACUUCAAUUUUAAAAACCCAAAUACGAUUUAUUUGAUAGUUAGAACUGCUUUGAAUCUCACAACAGCAAAAGUUUGAAGGGUAUCAGGUUUGUUUUCAUAAAAACGACACUAGUUGAAUGUGCCGAAGUAAACUUUGCUCUUCAACUAAAAAAAAAUACUUUGAAACAUAAAUCUACGGACCAAUACCUUUUUUGUAUUAACGUCUAGGUAUAGUUGUUUAUUUUGAGUGCUUUUUGACUUCUCUAAUACGUGAAUAAAUCGAUUUUUCCGUAGAAAUCCCCCGUGAUUUGCGAUUUGUGAUUUGGCGCCCUGGAAAAGUUCGCGCGCUGUGACUUUCAAAAAAGAACUAGAGAGAACUUUCCUCGUAAUUUUGUUUUUUAGCAAAAAUACGCCGAAAAACUAGGUUUUUCGUCCGAAGAUUUCAAUUUCAAAGAUUCAAACUUGGUUUUCUGGAUAGUUCUAAAUAUUCAACAUCCACUAACAGCAAAAUCUGGAAGGGAACCAUUUUUGUAUAUUUAAGAAAAUAACAAAAUAUUUUCCGUGCGGAACAAAAUACGACUCUCAGGUACACAAAAAAUAACGUUAAGUCUUUUCUACGGCUUCCAAACAUGAUUUGUGCAAUAGUCCAAGUAUCGUAGAUGUUUUUAAGUUUUUUUUUAUCUAUGCUCUAGCAUAGCUAGAAAGGCAGAAAUCCGAGUUUUUCAAAGAGGUGUAUUUUCGCCGCCGUACCUCCAAUGGCGGCCUUCAAUUUGGCUUCAAAGAUGGCGGCCGAGUCAUUGUUCCAGUCUUAUUCGAGUUCACUGAGUUGUAAUCACAUGUUCACCAAAAUCACAAGGCCCUGCGUCUAGUGCAGGUUAGCCUACGUGCAGCCUGACUUUAAAGGAAAAAAAAGUAAAUCAGGAUGCAAGCAGGCUAGUGUAAGUAGGGUCCAGAUUUUAAAUAAUUUUUAAUAAUUUACAAUUAUCUUCCUUUUUAGUUUGCUACUUUCCUAUGACGCAAAAGUUCAAAACUAGCUUUUUAAUUUAAUACACGUUUGGAUAUUUUUCAGGUAUGCAUCAACAUGCUCACUUGACGGAGCAGAAGUCGGCCCAAUCCCCUACUGGUCUGGAGUUAUCAACGGUCUUGGCAGACAUGCCAAUGUGGCUUUGAAGAAUUCUAGACUGAGCGCAUUUUACGUUCGACGUAAUUCGACGUACCGUUUUCGAUUAAUUGGAGCUCAGGCGAACUAUGCAUACAAGUUUUAUAUCGGAGGUCAUAAAUUGCGUGUCAUUGCGACGGACGGGUUUUUUAUCAAACCAAUUUCUGCAGAUUUUCUGAUAGUAAACACUGGGGAACGCUAUGAUUUCUUGCUAGACACGAUCGACGCAAACCAGACUUCGGGAACUGAUUUUCUCAUCAGAGCAGAAACGCUGGAGGUGAACUGUAACAGUUUGAAAGUGGACGAAAAACUAGAAAGGAACGAUGCAAUUGCUGCACUAACUUACGGGAACUCUGUGAAUAUGUCUGUCAUUGAAGCAGCUUAUAGAAAUAACUUUUCUAAACCGAAUUGCACCAGCCAAAAUCCAUGUACUGUCGUCAACUGUCCGUUCGAGAAUUGGGCGGAGCCAGGCUACCAAUGUGUUAAUGUUGAUCAGUUUCGACUGUUAAUACCAACGCCUGAAAAGGACAUGCCGAAUUUUAAUUCAGAAUGGCCAGCAAAGGACGCAACGUUCUUCUUUAAUUUCGGUUUUGAUAGUACGGAAGUCACCAGCACGGUUAACGGACGGAAUUUUGUAGUGCCUAGUAUUUCAUUACAGACAGAACAAGGAGAUAAGGAUAAGCUGACAGUGUGUUCAGAUGUGAGCGUAGCAUGCAUGAAGGAAGAUUGUCAAUGUACGCAGAUAUUGGACCUUGGGGAAAACUUCUACAAAAAACCAAUAAGGUGAGAGCUUGUUCAGUUUAUUGUUUAUUUUAUAGUUUAUUGAGUUUCUCACACGUUGGUGAGCGGAUUUCCCAACAGACUAUUGCCCAAUUGAUAAGGGAUCCGAGGUACCUACGAUUUUAACGUCAUUAUCCGAGACGAUAUAUACAGUCUGUUUCUAUACAGUCUGUCCUGGAAAGGGCUACUAAUAAUUGAACAGUACAUCAGCUUAUUUUUAUGUGCAGCUACAGAAAACUUGUUUCAUGUAGUAACUAAAAAUAACUUCCCCUAAUUGAGCCAAUGUCUUAUACACAAAUCAGAAAAAAAUAUUACACAAGCUUUGUUGACAAUGCCUAUACAUGUUGAUUUUCAAAUAAAAAAUCUAAAACUGUAUUAGAAAACUGUUGCUUGCAGGCGUCUUGUUUUGGACGAAAUACAUCCAUAUAUAUAUUCGUCUACAAAUAAACAAAAUACAAGUCAUGUUCAACAUGAUGCAAGCCAUUUAUAUUGUAACCGGCACGUGCUUAUAUUAAAGUUGUCAUAACCUCAAUUACAUUAAAUAUACACGCAGAGUAGCAAACUGUUAUGUAGUAAACGAUUGAACAAAAUUGAAAUCUGCAUAAUAUUUAAGGUAACACAGAUUUUCCUGUAAGGUAACAUAGAUUUUCCUAAUCUAAAAUGUACAUAAUUUUUCCAAAUUUAAGUUUUCUUUUGCCAAAGAACAUUGUUCAAUUGCUAUUAUCAAUCCUGAACAAGUUGCGCGUUUUUAAGCGUGUAGUCUCUAUCAACGUAGCGUAGUAUGGGCUAGUUUUCUUGAAAAAAUAAUUUAAAGUGUAUUUGUUGGAGUACUUAGAACUUAUAUAAAAUUUAAAAAGAUUAAAACUUCCCGUGCGUAUGAAAAACGCUUAAAAUAUUGCUAAACUAUUUCUUGAUUUGGUUGUUUUAACAGAUUCGUCUUUUCAUCAUUGAGCACAAUGAACAACAGUAGAUUUUCCCAUCCGAUUCAUCUACAUGGACACAGCUUUCACGUGGUAAAAGUUGGCUAUGGUCAGUAUGAUUCUCAAGGUGUGCUCGUAAAUGCUUCAUCUGAUUUGGAAUGUAACACACCCUGUACACGGGCACCAAAUUGGCGGGCAAAUACACCACCUGCGGGCAUUCAAGCUGCAGGCUUGACAGUGCGUAAAGAUACGGUAAUAGUUCCGUCGGGUGGUUAUGUCGUAGUGGAGUUUAUCGCCGAUAACCCCGGGCAUUGGUUCCUGCAUUGUCAUAUUGAAUCACAUCAAUUGGAAGGUAUGGCAGUGGUAAUCAAUGAAGUCGAGACCCGCCAGAAUCCGCCGCCGAACGGAAUGACAAGCUGUAAAAGCUUUACAUGGAGUGUGGAGGAGUUUAAUAAGAAACGGAACUGGGUCAAAGCCGAACCCACCUUGGUGAAGAGCAGUGCUCGAAGACCAGUUUUGGAAAACCUGUUUUUGCUUGUUGGUUUUCUUAUUGCGCAAAUGGCAUGA
Molecule: messenger RNA, 9126 nt
Organism: Paramuricea clavata
Lineage: Eukaryota; Metazoa; Cnidaria; Anthozoa; Malacalcyonacea; Plexauridae
Source: the annotation of a GenBank genome assembly